AUGUCGAAAAACAAUGAAUUGACUCCUCAUGAUAUUGAAUAUUAUGAUGAAAUGACAGUUCCUGAAAUCAACGAUUUCAUUCAGGCGCUUAUUCAAGAUUUACAAUUCGAAGCAGUCCCAAUAGCUCAAAAAGCUAUCAAAAAUAAGCAACAAAACGCAGAAAUAGAAGCAAAAGAAACUAUUGAAAAUAAUUUCAAGACUGAGUGUGUAGAAGCCAAAGAUUUAUAUGAAAUACAGUUAAAUGAUCUUGAAAAGCAAUACAAAGCAAAAGAAAUUCAAAUUCGCGAAAAAAUUGAUGAAGCAUUCAAGAAGAUGAAAGAAAUGCACAUCGAACAACUUGUUGAAAUUGAGAAGAAAUUUGCUGCAGCAAUAAUUAAAUCACAAGAAAAACCAGUAAAGGAACAACUCGAAAUCGAAGAACAAGCAAGAAGAAUUGCUCGUGAUGGUGAUAUAGAAAGUGCUAUUAAGUACAGAAAAAUGGCAGAAGAAACAAAAGUUAAAGUAUUGGACCAACGUAGAGAUGCUAUAGAAGCAAUGUAUAACGAGAAAAGAUUACAAGCCCGUCAAAGACAGCAAAAAGAACUUCAAAUUCUCCAAGAAAAAUUAAUCAAGAAACUGAAAGCAUUAGAAACAAGUAAGAAGGAAGAUUUAGUUGAAAGAGAGAAGGCGUUAAAUGUAUCUGUUCGUGCUGCAGAACAAAAGAGGGCAAAUAAAUUACAGAGUAUAGUUAAACCUCAUGACUAA
This is a messenger RNA of Trichomonas vaginalis G3, 744 nucleotides long. RefSeq lists its product as uncharacterized. The record is from RefSeq and is a predicted model, not a curated record. Lineage: Eukaryota; Parabasalia; Trichomonadida; Trichomonadidae. The transcript has a single exon. Bases 1 to 744 code for a protein of 247 amino acids.